Messenger RNA from Salvelinus fontinalis (brook trout), 2106 nucleotides. Its product is annotated as tumor necrosis factor ligand superfamily member 10-like. Gene Ontology annotation, molecular function: tumor necrosis factor receptor binding. Gene Ontology annotation, cellular component: membrane. The record is from RefSeq and is a predicted model, not a curated record. Gene Ontology annotation, biological process: immune response. Lineage: Eukaryota; Metazoa; Chordata; Actinopteri; Salmoniformes; Salmonidae. The annotation marks the transcript as partial. The transcript has 2 exons.
CUCCACUCCCCUCGCUCCCUUCCCUCCGUCCCCUCGCUCCCUUCCCUCCGUCCCCUCCCCUCCCCCCUCCGUCUCCCAGGCUCCCCCCGGUCAGUUGGUGAGGAUAGUGUCGUUCUGUGGGAAUCAGACAAGGGCCUGUCUGCUUUCACAGAUCAGAUGGACUACAAAGAUGGCCACCUGGUAGCACAGAGGGAAGGGCACUAUUAUGUCUACUCCAAAGUGCACUUCGUUGAAGACUGCUUUCUGUUCAAACACAAGGUGAUAAGGAUCACCGAGGGUUACAAAAACAAACCUCUUGUGUUGAUGAAAUCUAACAGGUUCCAUUGUACUUCCCAGGAUUCCAGACCAAAGAAGAUUUCUCAUCAGAAUCUUCUGAACAGCUACCUGGGCGGAGUCUUCCAUCUGUUGCCUGGAGACAUCAUCUAUGUAACCGUGGACAACGGGACGCUCCUGAGACUUGGAGCUGAAGAUAAUUUCAUGGGGGCAUUCAUGAUUUAGGAGAAGGUGUGUAUUGACACACACUCAUACGCACAUUUGUCAAUCAGAUUCGUGUGUCAGUUAUGUUAUUUCAACGUAUAGAUUCUAACCAAGGUGUGUUAUAGAGAAUCAAACUAGAAAACAGACAAUUGGCUUUUUGAAGGUAUUUUAACCUUGAGGAAACAUCUGCAGCUAUUACCGUGAAUGCCAUCUCGGCAAAUGGCGGGGAAAAUGCCUUUAAAACUUCCAUUGUCGGCUGCCUAGUGUAGUUUUUCUCAAUCUUGGUCCUGGGGACCCAAAGGGGGGCAAAAACAUGCUGAGGAGUUGACUACUUGAAUGAACUGUGGGAGUACUACAAACAACAGCACCCUCAACCAGGACUGAGAAACACUGGGCAACAGCACCACGACCAGGACUGAGAAACAUUGGGCUAGUACUACAAACAACAGCACACACGACCAGGACUGAGAACUAUUGGGCUAGUACUACAAACAACAGCACCACGACGAUGACUGAGAAACACUGGGCAACAGCAUCACGACCAGGACUGAGAAACAUUGGGCUAGUACUACAAACAACAGCACCAUGACCAGGACUGAGAAACAUUGGGCAAGCACUACAAACAACAGCACCCACGACCAGGACUGAGAAACACUGGGCUAGUGCUACAAACAACAGCACCACGACUAGGACUGAGAAACAUUGGGCAACAGCACCACGACCAGGACUGAGAAACACUGGGCAACAGCACCACGACCAGGACUGAGAAACUUUGGGCUAGUACUACAAACAACAGCACCACGACCAGGACUGAGAAACAUUGGGCUAGUACUACAAACAACAGCACCCACGACCAGGACUGAGAAACACUGGGCUAGUGCUACAAACAACAGCACCACGACCAGGACUGAGAAACACUGUGCUAGUGCUACAAACAACAGCACCACUACCAGGACUGAGAAACAUUGGGCAACAGCACCACGACCAGGACUGAGAAACACUGGGCUAGUGCUACAAACAACAGCACCACAACCAGGACUGAGAAACAUUGGGCUAGUGCUACAAACAACAGCAACCACGACCAGGACUGAGAAACAUUGGGCUAGUACUACAAACAACAGCACCACGACCAGGACUGAGAACUAUUGGGCUAGUGCUACAAACAACAGCACCACGACCAGGACUGAGAAACACUUGGCAACAGCACCACGACCAGGACUGAGAAACAUUGGGCUAGUGCUACAAACAACAGCACCACUACCAGGACUGAGAAACACUUGGCAACAGCACCACGACCAGGACUGAGAAACAUUGGGCUAGUGCUACAAACAACAGCUCCACGACCAGGACUGAGAAACAUUGGGCUAGUGCUACAAACAACAGCACCACGACCAGGACUGAGAAACAUUGGGCUAGUGCUACAAACAACAGCACCACGACCAGGACUGAGAAACACUGGGCUAGUGCUACAAGCAACAGCACCACGACCAUGACUGAGAAACACUGGGCAACAGCACCACGACCAGGACUGAGAAACAUUGGGCAACAGCACCACGACCAGGACUGAGAAACACUGGGCUAGUGCUACAAUCAACAGCACCACGACCAGGACUGAGAAACACUUGGCAA